Messenger RNA from Armigeres subalbatus, 1851 nucleotides. It is a transcript of the gene Caf1-55, whose product is annotated as chromatin assembly factor 1 p55 subunit. Gene Ontology annotation, cellular component: nucleus; NuRD complex; ESC/E(Z) complex. The record is from RefSeq and is a predicted model, not a curated record. The transcript has 3 exons. Lineage: Eukaryota; Metazoa; Arthropoda; Insecta; Diptera; Culicidae. The coding region runs from base 261 to 1550 and encodes 429 amino acids. Gene Ontology annotation, molecular function: nucleosome binding; histone binding. Gene Ontology annotation, biological process: regulation of DNA-templated transcription; chromatin remodeling.
GUGCAGAGGGUUUUCUUAAUUGUCGGGUCAAAUAAUGGCUAGGUAAUUUCUAACAACACCUCUUGUACGCAGCCACUCUUUGCGGCAUUUGUACAAAAAGAAGCGCUGAAUUUGAUGGCAAAGUGGUGGCAUUUGUGUUACUCGUUUAAAGCAUCUCAAUUAGCGUGUCUGUGAAAGUUUCUUGGUGAGGAGUGCGACGAGGAGGAAUUUUCGGCUUGCGAUUUGGCGGGUGAUUUCUCGAUAGGAAGCAUCUGCUGAAAAUGGGUGAUCGUGGAGAUGGAGCGGAAGCCUUCGAUGAUGCCGUUGAGGAACGCGUUAUCAAUGAGGAGUACAAGGUUUGGAAGAAGAACACCCCAUUUCUGUAUGACUUGGUGAUGACCCAUGCUCUCGAAUGGCCGUCACUGACCGCACAAUGGUUGCCGGACGUGACCAAACCGGAAGGAAAGGAUUACUCCGUCCAUCGAUUAAUCCUGGGAACGCAUACAUCUGAUGAGCAGAAUCACCUUUUGAUUGCCAGCGUGCAGCUGCCAAACGAAGACGCUCAGUUCGACGCCAGUCAUUAUGACAACGAAAAAGGAGAAUUCGGAGGAUUUGGAUCUGUUUCCGGUAAGAUUGAAAUUGAGAUUAAAAUCAAUCAUGAGGGAGAGGUAAACAGGGCAAGAUACAUGCCCCAAAACCCUUGUGUGAUUGCUACUAAAACACCAUCCAGUGAUGUGUUGGUGUUUGAUUAUACAAAACAUCCCAGCAAACCAGAACCGAGUGGCGAAUGUCAUCCUGAUUUGCGCCUGCGGGGUCACCAGAAGGAGGGUUACGGAUUGUCUUGGAACCCCAACUUGAAUGGUUAUCUAUUAUCGGCUAGUGAUGAUCAUACCAUUUGCUUGUGGGACAUUAAUGCAACUCCCAAGGAGCACCGAAUAAUCGAUGCUAAGAACAUUUUCACUGGCCAUACGGCAGUGGUUGAAGAUGUCGCUUGGCAUUUGCUACACGAAUCAUUGUUCGGUUCCGUUGCGGAUGACCAGAAGCUUAUGAUCUGGGACACCCGUUGUAAUAACACAUCCAAACCAUCGCAUACUGUCGAUGCGCAUACGGCUGAAGUAAACUGCCUCAGCUUUAAUCCCUAUUCGGAGUUUAUUCUGGCCACUGGAUCUGCCGAUAAAACCGUAGCUCUUUGGGACCUCCGCAACCUGAAGCUCAAGCUGCAUUCAUUCGAGUCGCACAAGGACGAAAUCUUCCAGGUCCAAUGGUCGCCGCAUAACGAAACCAUCCUGGCUUCGUCAGGUACCGACAGGCGGCUGCAUGUUUGGGACUUGUCCAAAAUUGGCGAAGAGCAGAGCGCAGAAGAUACCGAGGACGGGCCGCCGGAGCUGCUCUUCAUUCAUGGAGGGCACACCGCGAAGAUUUCCGAUUUCUCAUGGAACCCGAAUGAGCCGUGGGUCAUCUGCUCGGUAUCCGAGGACAACAUCAUGCAGGUCUGGCAAAUGGCGGAAAACAUCUACAACGAUGAGGAACCGGACGUGCCGGCCAGUGAGAUUGAGGCGGGCGCUCCGUAGAUGCAUCCAAGACGUAACAUUUUUUUUUUAAAUUAUAAACUAGUUUUAUCCCAUGGCCACAAACAAAAGUAUCUAGAGUAAAAGUCGUAAUUCCAAAUACAAUAAUAUACUUGGUGCCGUUUAAGCAAACAUACUAUGUUGGGCUUACAACUAGUAACACCCAGGUAACACCUUCUAUAAAUGUGUUUUUUUUUUACUGGAACCAUCUAUUCCAAUGCGACGAUGUGCGACAUACGUCUCUUGAACGUUAAUCGUAGUUAUAAACUAUUUUGUCAAAUAAAUCCUGAAAUUCUUUGGAAUA